Messenger RNA from Pelecanus crispus (Dalmatian pelican), 909 nucleotides. Lineage: Eukaryota; Metazoa; Chordata; Aves; Pelecaniformes; Pelecanidae. The record is from RefSeq and is a predicted model, not a curated record.
GCGGCCGGCUUCGACAAACAGGGCGAGGCUGUGGACGGGCUGUACAAGAUGGGUUUUGGCUUUGUGGAAGUAGGGACUGUAACGCCCAAGCCCCAGGAGGGGAACCCCAGACCCAGAGUCUUCCGGCUGGCAGAGGACGAGGCGGUCAUUAACAGGUACGGAUUCAACAGUCACGGCCAUGUUGCAGUGGAGCGUAGGCUGCGGGCCCGCCAGGAGACGCAGCUCAGGCUCACUGAUGCGGGGAUGCCCCUUGGAGUCAACCUGGGCAAGAACAAGAGCUCUACUGAUGCUGCAGCUGACUACGUGGCUGGGGUCCAGACACUGGGCCCUUUGGCUGACUACCUGGUUGUGAAUGUGUCCAGCCCAAACACGCCAGGGCUGCGGGACCUGCAGGGCAAGGCUGAGCUACGGGACCUGCUGACCAAGGUGCUGGUGGAGAGGGAUGCGCUGCCCUGUGAGCACAAACCAGCCGUGCUGGUGAAGAUUGCUCCUGACCUCACCGCGCAGGACAAGCAGGACAUUGCUAGUGUCAUCUGUGAGCUAGGUGUGGACGGGCUGAUUAUCAGCAACACCACCGUGAGCCGCCCCAGCAGCCUCCAGAGCAGGCAGCGCACAGAGCCCGGGGGCCUCAGCGGGAAGCCUCUGCGGGAGCUGUCCACGCGGACCAUCAAGGAGAUGUACUCCCUCACCCGAGGCCAGGUGCCCAUCAUCGGGGUGGGUGGGGUGAGCAGCGGACGCGAUGCCCUGGAGAAGAUCCGUGCUGGAGCCUCGCUUGUGCAGAUGUACACGGCACUUGUGUACCACGGGCCGCCGGUGGUGGGGGCAGUGAAGAGGGAACUGGAGGAGCUGCUGAGGGAGCAGGGGUUCAAGAACGUCAUGGAGGCAGUUGGAGCAGAUCACCGGUGCUGA